AGACCUCAUACAAUAUGGCACCAAAGAAGGUUGUUGUGCUAAUUUCUGGAUCAGGUAGUAACCUUCAAGCAAUAUUGGAUGCAAUACUGCAAAAAGAAGGCAAAUUAAACGGACUUGCAGAAGUCACACAAGUUAUCUCAAACCGAAAAGCAGCAUACGGUCUUACAAGAGCACAAAAUGUUGGAAUACCAACGGCCGUCUUGAGCUUAAAGACAUGGCAAGGAAAGAAUGCCGGAAAAUCAAGACAAGAUUAUGAUGCCGUUUUGGCAAAAGCUGUUUUGGCUGGAGGGGAAGGUAAAUCGGCAGAAUCGAUCAAAGAACAACAAGAAUCAACAUCUUCUUCUUCCUCACAAACAUAUACCAAACCGGAUCUUAUCAUCUUGGCUGGGUUCAUGCAUAUCGUAUCACCUGAGUUCCUCGCAGUCUUGGAUGGCGUCCCUUGCAUCAACCUGCAUCCAGCACUUCCAGGACAAUUUGACGGAAUCGAAGCGAUCAAACGAGCACAUGAUGCAUUUGCCGCGGGAGAAUUGAAGGAUGGAAAGACGGGUGUGAUGGUACAUGAAGUGAUCGCAGAAGUGGAUAGAGGAGCGCCAAUUGUAGUACAAGAAGUUGAAUGUCGUAAAGGGGAAACGUUGGAAGAACUUGAAGGAAGGAUACAUGAGGUAGAACAUAAAAUUAUUGUAGAUGCAACACACAAAAUCCUGACACGGUGAUUGUAUGGAAGCAAUGAAAUGUGUCAAAGAGCUCGG
Messenger RNA from Meira miltonrushii, 749 nucleotides. RefSeq names its product phosphoribosylglycinamide formyltransferase. NCBI's taxonomy places the organism in Eukaryota, Fungi, Basidiomycota, Exobasidiomycetes, Exobasidiales, Brachybasidiaceae. Gene Ontology annotation, biological process: 'de novo' IMP biosynthetic process. Gene Ontology annotation, cellular component: cytoplasm. Gene Ontology annotation, molecular function: phosphoribosylglycinamide formyltransferase activity. The transcript has a single exon. The record is from RefSeq and is a predicted model, not a curated record. The coding region runs from base 15 to 713 and encodes 232 amino acids.